Molecule: messenger RNA, 1171 nt
Organism: Aspergillus ibericus CBS 121593
Lineage: Eukaryota; Fungi; Ascomycota; Eurotiomycetes; Eurotiales; Aspergillaceae
Product: alpha/beta fold hydrolase
Exons: 1
Coding region: 215-1078 (287 amino acids)
Source: RefSeq, a predicted model, not a curated record
UAACGAGUCAGAGCCGAGGGUACAGUUAGCUUGCAGUUAGCAGAUGCGCUAAUCGAAGGCUGAACGAUCCACCCAUCGCUCAUCGGAUGUAUCUCUUUGACCUAUACGCGGAAGAGCAGGGGUACCAGGUCCAGCAGAUACGUCCAUAUAAGCCGGUGCCUGCCCGUCCUCUGGGAACAGCACAGAGCAAAUUAUUCCCAUCCUCUCCCACACCAUGGCCACCGAAAGUCCAAUUCUCUCGACCCUCUCUUUGACGGUCAACAGUCACCCUCUCAGGCUCUCCACCCUUUACCGUCCCGGCCCGAAACCCGCCAUCCUCUUCCUCCACGGCUUUGGCUCGUGCAAAGAAGACCUCCACGACCUCAUCUACCUUCCUUCCUUGCGCGACCAUACUGUCAUCGCCUAUGAUGCCCCCGGCUGCGGCGCCUCGGAGCACUAUGGUCCCAGCAGCGACCUGACCAUCCCCUUCCUUGUGGCCACGGCCCAAGCAGUGCUCGCGCACUACCACAUCACCAGCUUCUACCUUAUCGGGCACUCCACCGGGGCCCUGACAGCGCUCAUGCUGGCCACCAUGCUCCCCCGCACGCAGCAACUCCUCGCCUUUAUCAACAUCGAAGGCACUCUCUCUCACGACAACUGCUUCUUCUCGCGAACCCUGUAUAACGACCUCCUCAAAUCCACCUCCCCCGAAGACGACCUCGAGAAACUCAUUGCCUACGUCAACUCGACGCCGGGCUACUCACACUCCCUCUACGCCUCAUUACUCCGCUCGCGCGUUCGUCCCGACGCCGUCAAACCCAUUGUCACCUCCACCGUCCAGCUGUCCUGGAAGAACCUCCUAGGGCGCUUUGUGCGAUUAUCCUGCCCGCUGAUGUACAUGUACGGGGACCAGAACUGCGAGGCGACGUUUCUGGACCAGCUGGAGAAGAACGGGGUGGAAUUAGCACGCAUCCCCAUGAGCGGGCACUUUCCGAUGUAUUCCAAUUCGGCGAAGAUGUUUAAGCGCAUUGAGGGGUUUUUUCGAGACUGCAGUUUCGCGACUAGCAGUAACAGUAGUGCGAGUGGCGGGAGUUUCUAGCCAUGGAUGCUGCUAGCUAGUUAGUAAUUGUUACGACACUUAAUGAAUAGUUCAAUAGAUAGACCAAUGUGAUUUCUUUCUUGUUCCUCUGAU